Messenger RNA from Thalassophryne amazonica, 3934 nucleotides. RefSeq names its product POF1B actin binding protein (gene pof1b). Gene Ontology annotation, cellular component: bicellular tight junction; actin filament; adherens junction. The record is from RefSeq and is a predicted model, not a curated record. Gene Ontology annotation, molecular function: actin filament binding. Lineage: Eukaryota; Metazoa; Chordata; Actinopteri; Batrachoidiformes; Batrachoididae. The coding region runs from base 208 to 1911 and encodes 567 amino acids. Gene Ontology annotation, biological process: epithelial cell morphogenesis; actin filament organization; bicellular tight junction assembly. The transcript has 13 exons.
GGAAAGAGUCACGCACUCACCGACCUAACUUAAACCGCUUAUCCGGGAUCGGGUCGCGGGGCCGUGGAAGGACUCCUAACCCUAAACCUGAGUCUCCAGUCUGUCUUCCACGCAGAGGAGGAAGUCGGGUUCGGUCACUCACCUCUGUCCGUCCCUGCCAACUUUUUCAGGACGAACUUUCGCUGCUGCUUUUGUUGAUCCGCCGACAUGUCCGUCGAGACGAACCGCAAAACCACCACGACCAGAACCUACCGGACGGUCAACGUUGCCCCCUCGGAGCCGGUAAGCGGCACCACGACCAGGACCUACCGGACGGUCAACGUGGCUCCGGCAGAGACGGUGAGCGGCGGCACGGUGAUCUCGGCCCGGACGGUGUCCCCGCUGCCCUACACGAUGAAUGGUUCCUAUGAGACGGUCCGGUACCUGGUGCCGGUGCAGCAGGCCGUGCAGCAGCAGCAGUCCUACGUCCUGAUGCCGCAGACGGUGGUGUCUCCGCAGGUGGUGUCCCCGGUUUACCUCCAAAGUGUUCCCCGUCUGAGCGUCAGCAGCCAGGAGUCGGACGUGUACCAGCAGCACAGCGCGCUGGAGAGCUACAGCAGGAAGUCUUCCUCAGUGUUUAGCCAGUCGUCCAGUCCCAUCAAGAGCCCAGAGCCCAGUGCUGAGGAGGAGGUGGAAGAAAUUGAAGAGUUGGUGGAGGAGCAGGAAGAAGAGGAGGAAGGAGUGGAGGUGGAAGAGGAGGAGUUUGUCACCAUCAUACAGAAUAAGUCACCAGUGGUACAGAAGAUCUCCAGGACAGAGUUUAAAACUGAGACGAAAGAGGUUCCGCAGCCGACGAAGAUGGACACGCGGUAUUUUGGCGAGCUGCUGGCCGAGGUCUACAGGAAGAAUUGUGACAUCCACAGCUGCAUCUCCGAACACGUGUCCAAGAUCCGCGGGAAGAAACACCAGUUAGACUCCAACAAUGAUUACAAGGUGGAGAAGGAGGAGGUGGAAGCUUUGAUCCCCAAAGGAGCCACUGAACUCACCAAACAACAAAUCCGCUACCUGCUGCAGACUCGUCUCACUGCAGAUAAGAGCAUGCGUCUGCUGCUGUCCACCUUCAGCAGUCUCAGAGACGAGCUCCUCCACAUGUCUGAAGACCUGCGGCGUCUGGAGAGUGAGAAGGAAUCCUUGGAGAGGGAUCUGAGUUUUAAAGCGGACCAGGCUCGGCAGUACGACAGCCUCCUGGAGGCAGUCAGAGAAAACAACAGACAGCUUCAGUUGUCGCUGAAGGAAAGCAGCUCUGCCCAACGUUCUCUGGAGAGUCAGUUGAUGAACAGUCGCAGCUCUGAUUCUAGCCGCGACUUCACGAUCAAAGAGAUGGAGGGAAGGAUGAGAGUGCUGGAGAAGGAGAACGAGAUGCUCCGACAGAAGUUGGCUGGUCAAAGUAGCAGCGCCACCCUGCAGAUCAAAACACAGGAGCUGUCACGUCAGUACAGCCAGCAGCUCAGCGCCAUGCAGCAAGAAAAAGACCGGGAGAUACAGAAACUGCGGUCUCAGAUUACAAGGAUCCAGACAGAGGUGACCACUGGGAGGUCAUCCUCAGAGCAAAGCCUGCAGCUGAAGAUCUCAGAGCUGCUGAGCAUGUUGGAGCAGCGGCAGGCCACCAUCACCCGACAGGAGCAGGAGAUCAAGAGGCUGAUGCAGGAGAGGAGCGACAGCUCCUCAAACAUCACCAAGACCAUCAUCACUAAAAGGUACAGGAACCAGUAUCCCAUCCUUGGUCUGCUGAGUGAUGAUUAUCCACGUCACUCCCCUAUCAAGGAGACAAGACCAUCGUUAUCGAAGGAGUGGUCAGCUGAUCAAACAGGAAAUCAUUACACCCUCUUAAAGACACGCAUCUUCUGUCCUACAGGAAUGAUUGAUCGAUGAGAAGACCCGGGAGUCUCCGCCCUCCCACCUUGCAUGCCCCUCCCUUUCCUUCCUCAUCCUCUGGGCUACUGGCCUUGAUGGUGGCUCAGAUCUCCCUCUCCCACCCUAAAUUUGGCGUAAUCCAGUUAAAUCUGUGCUUUUACCAAAUUGGGCUUGUCUGGGGUGAGUUUUCGUUACUUUUUUGUUUGUUUUAUUUUUAAAAUGGGAAAUCUAAUCUUUUUUGUCGUUGGUACUGAACAAGUGGCAGUGAUGAGUCGAUCAUGACAACUGGUAACUGUGGAGCAUUAAUGAUUACCUGUGGCACUUAGACAUGUUCUCGUCUUCACUUAUUUCUGCUUACUGAAAGGGUCAGGUCAACCAAAUUUACCAGAACAGUUUUUAACCUGUUUUAUUGGUGGAAAAUCCAGUUAAAUUAAAUAUUCUCUUAAAAAAAAACAACAAAAAACAAACAAACAACCAGUCUGGCUUUGAGCAUCUGUUCAUAAUCACAUUUCAACAUACCUACAGUAUGUUUUUUUUUUUUUUUUUUUUUUUUAACUUUUUUAGGCUGACAUUUCCAUGCAUUCAUCUCCAUUACUGAUAUUACAGCGCCAUCCGGUGGUGGUAGAAUUGAGUCAUGAAAUAAUUGUGUUCAGAUUGUUUUUGUCUCAUUCUAACAUUUUGAGCAUCUAUAAAUUGACCUAAAUUUGUGGUGCUGGCAACAACUUGAACCUCUGUUCUGAUAAAUUGAUGUCACAAUAAACACAUUUCGUACAAACGUUCAAGUCCAGACUUUCAUUCAUUGAAGUUCGCUGAAACAGGAAGAGAAAUUUCAGAUAUGAGGUUGAUGAAACCUAAACAGAUGAAAUCAGUGGGAGUAAAGAUAAAAAUAACAGAAAAAAUAUAAAACACAAAAGUAAGCUUUUAAUUACAACUUAAAAUUUGCACCAUUAUUUGCAUGAAUGCUGAGAGUCAUCAGGUUGAACUGAUCAUUACUGAUUGACAAUAAUCUUUGACUAAUGCAUGCGGUACAUUUUAUUUUCAUUAUUGAUUUAUCUUUCUUAUGUGGCGAUUAAUCUGUUAAUGGUUUGGUCUGUUAAAAGGACGGAGGAUCAUUUGUAGCCACAGCCGUAUGUCUUAAAAAAAGGAAAAAGCAUUUUGUCCAAUUAAAGGCGAAUAAAACAUUUAACAUGGGUUGUUAUACAUUUAAAUUUUUAUCGUGUCAGAUUUUUCUUUUAAAUUCAUGCUUCUGUAUAAUAAAUUUUAUACAGUUGUGCCUUUUAAACUCACAGUGGGGAGAAAAAAACUCAACUGUUAUAAAUUAAAGAAAAAUAUAAAUGGGGUGGCUUCAUUAGCGUUUGCAAAUGACUGAAUACGUGUUGAACGUUGUUGAUACAAAACCUUUAAGAAAUGCAAACAGUAUGGUACUGCGUGGUGAACGUGUUUAGAGUAGGCAGUUGUCAUGAGGGAAGCCACCAAGAUGCCCAUUACAACGCUGCAGGAAUUAUAGCGGCUCUGAUUGGAGAGACUGUGUGCACAUACUGAAUUUUUUUUUUUUUGUCUGCUGGAUCACCAGUUUUACAGCUUCAUGGUGGAGUGGAGCAGAGAGAUUUUCUCAAACAGAAGAUGUACAAUUUCAGAGAAGCAACAGGGGAGACUUGUCUAGAUUUUAAAUGGCGUCUUGUAACAAAGUUAUUUUUUUAUCGCAGUCCACUAUACACACGUCACGUUUAACGCUGCAGCCUGAUGCUGACUCAGCAGGUUCCAAACUAAAGAGGUGGAAUCUCAGCUUCCAGUUGUCACUAACACGUGUUUUGAAGAGCCGCCAGAUUGUGUCAGUGAGCUGCCGCCGCCACCACAGCCAUGCUCACCCAGAGGACGAGGAAGUGCAUCUGUGUGCGUGUAAAUAUUUAAAUAUCUGUAAAACGUGCAUGCUUACUGAACAUUUUCUCUACUGUGACACAUCAUUUAAUUGCUUUUGUUUUGGCUAAAUGGUUAAUUAUUUUUUUUAAUAUUUUGAGGUUUGUAUGUGUUCAUGUGGUGG